This is a messenger RNA of Theobroma umbraticum, 2332 nucleotides long. It is a transcript of the gene KAN, whose product is annotated as Homeodomain-like superfamily protein. NCBI's taxonomy places the organism in Eukaryota, Viridiplantae, Streptophyta, Magnoliopsida, Malvales, Malvaceae. Gene Ontology annotation, cellular component: nucleus. Gene Ontology annotation, molecular function: transcription cis-regulatory region binding. The record is from RefSeq and is a predicted model, not a curated record. Gene Ontology annotation, biological process: regulation of DNA-templated transcription; abaxial cell fate specification.
GGAGAGAGAGAGUUAGAUUGGAGCGAGGAGGGUGGGGGAAAAGGAAUCAGAGUGGAGAGACUCUUUCUUUCUCUAACAUAUUUUAUCCCGUCGUCUCCGGGGAAGGAAAAUCAAAGCCACCUUAUUAUUUUGGUGAAUUUUCUUUUUGCUUGUUUAAAGCUUGGUUUUGACUAAGAGAGAAAGAGAGAGCGACAGAGAUAGAGAAAGAGAAAGAGAGACCUUGUGCUCUAGUGUCAUUUUCCGAGAUAUACUCUCGAGGAACAUCAUUCCCAAAUCCUCACUCUCUAGCUCUCUCUUUCCCCUUUCCCUUCAAUGCCUUUCUGGAUUUCUUUAGCUUUCUUUAUAGAUUUUUCCUCCACUGCUUAAAAGCACUUCUCUCUCUCUCUCUCUCCACCCAUCAUCUGCUCCUCCAAGCCAAUACUAACACUAUUUGUCUCCUUUUUUUCUUCAAGAGCAUGUUUGUUUGUUGAAGAAGAUUAAUUGAAGAGUCUUUUCUUUCCUUUUUAUCUCCUCUCUUUAACUCCUUCUUCCCCUUUAGCAAACACAAUCCCAGCUGAACUUUCAUAGCUUUUUCAUCUUUUUUCCUCACAAGUUUCUAACAACAUCAAACACUUUAAACAUACUUAUUCUCAAGAAAGAAGAGGAAAAGAUCAAACACCCACUUGACCACACUCCCACUUUUCUCAUUUCAUUGGAACUAAGUUAUUAAUUAAGCAGCGAGAAAAGCUAACUACUAGGAAAGAAACCUAGCCGUGAACCAUGCCCUUGGAAGGGGUUUUCGUUGAACCCUCUUCGAACCCAAUUCCUGAUCUUUCCCUUCACAUUAGUCCGCCUAAAGCUUCCACUUCUUUGAUAUGUAGCAAGAGCAGUGAAGUUAUUGAUACAAGCUUCAAUCUUUUGAGCCGACAUGAAGUCAGCAAAUCCAACAGCGGCACCUCCAUGAUAAGUGCCUCACAAGCUUACACCGAGCUGUCUCUAGCACGUCCACAUCCAGCUAAUGUCAUGGAGCAGGAGAGGCAGUGCAGAAGAAAGUCAGCUGGUGGAGCUGAACAACCAUCGCAUACCCCUCUUCACCGCACUCAUCGCCAUCUUCACCCAGCUAAUACUCACUUAAAUCAUAUAAAUCAUGGGGUUUCCCUACUUGAUGUAUCUGAUGGAGCAAGGCCAAUAAAAGGGAUUCCAGUAUAUCAAAACCGUUCAUUCCCCUUUCCGACUUUAGAAAAUCUUUCCAGAGAGAGGGAUCCAAAGGUGUGCUUCUACCAAAUACCUUAUCCCUCUUCCUCUUUAUAUUCUUCUUCUCCAUCUCUCUCUGCUUCGCCUUACUUUGGAGGAGGAUUAGAUCCCAUCUCCAUAUUAAGCUCAGGGUCUACUCAAGGUUCGCCUGCUUAUCGGUCACCGGCAACAAUUAGAUUCAAUGGGAUUUCCAUGGAUGCUUUCAAAUCCCACCAAUUGCACCAGCAGCCCCAACAUAACCACUACGGAAUUGGAUCUUCUGAUGCUUCUAAUGGACUGAUUAGAUCAAGAUUCUUGCCCAAACUUCCGACUAAAAGAAGUAUGAGGGCACCAAGGAUGCGAUGGACUAGCACACUUCACGCUAGAUUUGUUCACGCUGUCGAGCUACUUGGUGGUCAUGAAAGAGCUACUCCGAAGUCGGUUCUUGAGCUGAUGGAUGUCAAAGAUCUCACAUUAGCUCAUGUGAAAAGCCACUUACAGAUGUAUCGUACUGUUAAGACAACUGACAAGCCUGCAGCCUCCUCAGGUCAAUCAGAUGGGUCUGGAGAAGAAGAUAUAUCCACUGUUGUUAGCGGCAGCGAACGUGGCCUGCGUGGAUUAACAGAUCAAAUAGGAACAUCAGAUGGGUCAUUGCAACAAGAAUUGGACUAUCCCUGUAAUCCUAGUACUACUACUAGUACUCUCUGGAGUAAUUCUUCAAGCAGAGAAGCAUGGUUGCACUCAAAUUCGAAUGAUAUAGAUGGGGUGAGAGGACCAUUAUCCUUCCAAUUCAACAAAACUGAGGAAUCUUGUGAUUCAACUCCAUUGUUGAAUUGCAAAAACCCGAGCUUGGAGUUCACAUUAGGCAGACCGGACUGGCAUGGCACACAACAUAAGUAAUUUACUAUCAUACUUUGCUUCUAUUUACAUUUGAUGUGUGCUUCGCUGGUUCUUCCCCUUGUAUUCAUAAAUGGACAGGCAUACAUGAAAUACAAAAUUAGAUAUCUAAAUUUGCUGCCAUUCCAGCUUUUCAAUAUUAGUAAUUAGAUAUCUAAAUCGUUUUGGGAGAUUGUUUUUAGUGAUAAAAGUUGAAGUUUCAUUAUAUAAAUUUUGAUUGCAA